Messenger RNA from Ectocarpus sp. CCAP 1310/34, 1043 nucleotides. NCBI's taxonomy places the organism in Eukaryota, Phaeophyceae, Ectocarpales, Ectocarpaceae. The record is from the annotation of a GenBank genome assembly.
GCUGGCAUCGGAGAGUACACCGCAGUACUGCUGUGGUGGCAGAACAUGGAUCGAUAGGGAACGUGCCUUGUACCGUCACACGAACGUCGCUUCGCUGGCAUAGGAAGUACUGCUGUAGACGUACCACAGCCAGGGAAAAACGGCGUACGCUCUGGUUUCGCUUGCACACUUUCCAAACGCGCGGGCACCUACGCGGCACACCACGGCUGUUCAUAUGUUGUGGUAUUGCUGCACGCAGCAACUACAAUGGGUGACCCUCAUCGCUCCGUCCAAGUACCCGGCGAACAGCGAGGACACUGCUUUCUCGAGGACGCUUGAGAGCGUGCGCAAGGACGUUGAGUGCUUUUUCGAUAUCCUGAAGGGGCGUUUCAGGAUCCUCAAGCUCCGCCUCGGGUACCGCUCCAAGGAAGACAUCGACAACAUCUUCUCCACCUGCUGCAUCCUGCACAACAUGCUUCACACCUUCGACGGCAUGGACGUGUUCGAGGAAGAUGUCGACUGGGUGGGGAGCGCUGGCCUGCACGACCCCUGGGACCAUGACCCACUGACAGACUUCACGUCUAUCGGAUCGACCGGGAAGCUUUCGGAGAAGGAGGGAGGGGAGGGGGGGGAGGAAAGCAGCGAGACGAUCGACCAACACCCGGCGCACAGAGAGCUCAAGAAACAGCUAAUCGAGAGCUUCUCUUACCGGAAGAGACACAACGACAUUACAUGGCUUUCUAGGCCCACGUGAGCCUUCUUUUUGCUACCACGCCGCUGCCUCGGGUAUCUGUUGCAAGCCGUUUGUUUGUUUUCGCUACACGCGGUGUUUAGUAAGACGUUCCCGCCUUGAAGAUGGUGUUGUCGCGUGGGUUGUUUCAUAUUUUCGCUGUGCUGUCUUGCACCUGUCGGACAUGGGGUACUCUUGUAUUUGUCUGCAAGAGGGACUCUGUGCGUGUCCGUGCGUGUGGCGUUUGUGUGUUCGAGUUUCAGAUUGCCUUGUUAUUUAUCGGUGCCACGGGCAUUUGACCAGCUUCGGUUCCAACCAAAAUUCUUGGUGCACC